Malassezia pachydermatis is the source of this 1431-nucleotide messenger RNA. RefSeq names its product dash complex subunit ask1. The transcript has 2 exons. Bases 1 to 1431 code for a protein of 476 amino acids. Gene Ontology annotation, biological process: attachment of spindle microtubules to kinetochore. The record is from RefSeq and is a predicted model, not a curated record. Lineage: Eukaryota; Fungi; Basidiomycota; Malasseziomycetes; Malasseziales; Malasseziaceae. Gene Ontology annotation, cellular component: DASH complex; mitotic spindle; mitotic spindle pole body.
AUGAGUGAGAACGUAGCUGUGGGCGAGCAGCUCAUGCAGCUCGACCAGGCCAUUACAGCCACUCUGCAAGAAAUUGAUGAGAACUUUUCCCAGGCGCACCAAAUUGUCACCUCGCGCAUCUUACCUGCCAUUCGUGAAUACGAAGCGUCCUGCUCACAAACAUGGCAGGCAGCGCGAUUUUGGAAACAAUUCUUCGAAGCAUCAGCCCAGGUGUCUUUAUCACAGCAGCCUCUUGAAGAAUUGGAAGAAACGCUGCAUGAGCCUAUGGACCCCUCCGAAAGUCUGCAUCCACCGACGACGUAUGCAAUGGAGCCAGAAGAUAGCGUCCAUGCUACGCGUGACAGUGACCAGAUUCAAUCCCCCCCGCGUCUAAGCACCAGCAUUUACGCGGGUCGCACGGAAUCCAAUGUCUUAGAGACGCCCUUCGAGCGCUUGAAGCGGGAUGUUGAGGCCAGUCGUAUGGACGAUUCUGCAUGGCGCGAUGCGCCUCUGCCCACGGGUGACAUGUCUGUGGCGAAUGAUCCUUCCGUGGCGCUAUCGGACAUUCCGCGAUCUUCUAGCCCUGUGAAGAACCGACGCAGGUCGUCGGCGCGUCCACGAGUCAGUGUAGUAGCUGGUCAAGAUGGCCUGCCUGCCAAUCCGUUCAUGACAGGCGACGCGACGAAAGCGUGGAACGGGAUUGCAGACUUGCGCACAACACCAUUGCGCUCACAUCAUCAUGUCGCGAGUCACAGAGAGGGCCAGGAGGAGGAGCAAGAUGACGAGGGCGACGAGGAUACGUCACUGGCUCUACCGCCUUCCAUCUCGCCGCCUGUGACUAUGCAGUUCAGUGUACCGCAAAGUAAAUACUUGAAGACGCCAGCAAAAGAAGCGGCGCGUCGUGUUGUGCAUGACUUGCUGCGCUCCGUUGGUGGGGAUGAGGACGAUCUUAGUGCUGCGUCCCCAUCAAUGACAGCGCCCACCUCAGGUUCUGCGCGGCGGAAAAGCGUGGUAGGCACACCGCUUGUGAAGCGAGGCCCACAACAUCGUCGCGAUUCGCUGCCGACGCCACCUACAAUUACCAAAGUGUACCAUGCACCGCCAGAGGAGGAGGCAACUUCGUCGCAUAGCCGUGCGGGGCUGCAACUGGAUGAAGAUGAGGACGGGCCUGUCCGCCCAGACGAUGCAUCCUCGCCAUUGCCAUCCAUGUUUGACUCUCUCUUGCAAGUGAAUGACCACCACGAUGCAAAACUCCAAGAGGCGACAUUGCCAUCUCUUGAUCCUACACAGAUCUCUGGACAACAAAGCCGCUCUAUUGAGGACGAUACGCUCUUUGGCUUGGGCCCCCGCCGUGGUCCAGACGGUGUGAAGGACCAGGUGGUGGGGCGGACAUUAUCAAGUGCAGUGCGUCGAUCAAGUGAUGAGCUACGAUUAUUGGGAGAAAUGCCAUAG